Molecule: messenger RNA, 1889 nt
Organism: Lobosporangium transversale
Lineage: Eukaryota; Fungi; Mortierellomycota; Mortierellomycetes; Mortierellales; Mortierellaceae
Exons: 7
Cellular component (GO): trans-Golgi network membrane
Source: RefSeq, a predicted model, not a curated record
CAUGAACAACACAGAUUCCAAAAAGAAAACAAAAAUCACCGAAAUCACACGCUCAACCAUUGAUACCAUCACAACGCAUGCAGUCCUUUCCAAAGCAAUUUCGAAUGACACAAAGCCCACACCUGGAUACUUGUUUCCAGAGAUUGCACGUCUAACGCAAUCUCCUGGGACCAGCUCUGUCACCCUUUCACAGCUUCUCAAAAUCAUUACUCCUGUGAAUGGUGAUAAAUCCUCAUUGUCCAACCUUGGUGGUGGUGUUGGCGGUGGAGCAGUGACCUCCAGUUCAUCGUUGACCUAUUCAUCAUCACCCCAUGUAUUAUUGAAGGCACUCAAAAUCCUCCGACAGCUUGCUCAGAGUGGUUCAGCCGAGUUUCGAACUAAUCUGGCAAGACGAGGAAAGGGGCUUUUAGCAGAGAUAGUUGGAUAUCGAGGGCAAUGGGAUGAAAUUCAUGGGGAUCGAUUUAACGAAGAUAUAAGAAAUGUUGCAGAGGAUCUAAUCGAGUAUAUGCAUGCGAAUCCAGUCCAGGAAGAAGAGUUGGUUGGGGGAUUUUCGGAUAGUUUUACAGACAAAGAAGCGAUGGUAAUGAGGAAUAGUACUCAAGGCUUACCAGGAUUUGGAAACCCAGAGCAUGAUGACUCUGAUAGUGAAAAGGAUGCACUUCGACCAAGCAUCCCAAAGAAAAAAAGCAAAAAGAAGGACGAAAAGCCUAUGCCUCCACUUCCGGGCUUCGGGAACCCAGAAUUUGAGAAUGAUGAUGUCAAUUCAGAACCUACAUUGAUGAAACGGUUGGUGGAAAAACUACAGGACAUGACAGCGCCUCCACCACCGAUGGCUAUGCGUGCUGCUUUCCGAGAACAAGAGCAGCGGCGACAAAAGCUCUUUGUUGGCGAGUAUAGUAUGCGUGAUGAAACUCAUGGUGGAAUCCAUAAUAAUCCAAACUAUACCAGUAGUAAGGCCAAAGAAGGAGCUGUCGCGUUGAUAGGCACAAACCCUUUCAAACGAACAGUACGAGUACAAGGCAUGGCGGCAGGUGGUUGGAAUGAGAUAUCAUCAUCGAAGGAUGGAUCUGGAAUACGGGCUUCUCUACUUGAUAUGACGGCUUCCCAUGUGUUCCCUGUUGCGCGUUCUGGGACAGGGUCUGUCCAGUUUAGGAACGAGACUGCAGGAUUGGUAUAUGAACGGGCACAACAUGUACAGACAGAACUUGUGCGGUCGAAAUUGCAACAGUCGCUAUUAUCGGAUUUGUUGACGGAAGACAAGUCAAAUAAAUCAUCCACACAGGAUCUGAUAGACACUACGUUUUCAGUACCGAAUUCGACCCCAGCACAACAGACUGAGAUUGAUAUAUCGUUUGUAUUCUGGGGGAUUGCCAAGGAUAUCUGCGACGUUGUUGUCGCUGCACUCGAACAAGAAAAAUCAUCGUCUUUGGUGGAUCAGAGUGAAGACUUGAAUGCAUUGAACGCCACUAAUCAAGGGACACCUGUAAUGACAGGACUCUUGCGAGACAUGAUUGACUGGAUUGAACAUGAAAACUGGGAGCGACGAUUACGAUAUUUGUUUGUAUUGGAUGCUUUUCUGGCACAUCCAAAGAUUGAACCAGAAUUGAUGGGUUGCUCAUCACUUCCAGUCCUGUCAAAGACGCUGAUGGGGCCCAUGUGCCUUGAAGCGGCCCAACCUUCUGUUCAAGAACUUUCGUCCCAUUUAGCAAAGUAUAUCAAGAAUGAGUACAGAGGGUCAUCUCGUUCAAGCGUAUCAAGUGGCAAAAUUCGGGCAAUGUCUUUGAUCAACAUGACUCUUUUGGACAUUUCAGACAAACCUUAAAAUACAAGGCGAGCUAUGCUUGUGUGCGAUCAAAUGGUGGCAAAACUUAAUAAAAGCAAUAUUCCAU